UGUCAAACGAAAUGGUAAAUAACAAAAAAGCAGAGUGCAAAAAUUUUUAGGCCCACUGUCAUUCACUUUUCUCACAUACAAACAAACCAGUCAACAAUUUUAUACAAAAAAAUAUGUAAAUUUGGUCCAAUUUGGUCACUUCAGAAGAGUUCAUUGUUUUUAGAAAGAGGAAUUGCAUUCGUCGGUACUUUUCAUGUUCGAGCAACCCGUAUUUGGUACUGGCUAGUAAAUAAAUUUAACCGAUGUCUGGGCUGAAUUCGGUGACGAAACGAGUUACCCUCAAAUUUUUUUGAUAACAAUAUAGCCGGAACCGAUGAUUAUGUGAUCAACGAUUUCUACGGCAUUUUAUUUACAAAUUCAUCUAUCGCUUCCAUUAUGUCGAACUUCCGUCAAUCUCAACCCAAAUACAAAACGACUCGCGUAGAGAAUGGCAAUGGAUCGUCCAGGGUGGCACCGAUUACGAAUAACAUAAACUAUGCCACUGGAUUUGGUCAUUUAGCAUUGUGUGCUGUUUCUGGAUGGGCCAUCCAUCAAAUGCAUUUUGAUCAGUCACCGCUUUCCCUCUGUUGUUUCACAUUUUUGAUUGGACACAGUCUGCUUGGUGUAUUGAGAUUUACACAUCCCAGUGUGUCCGAAUGCAUAACGAAAGGCUAUCACAUAACAACGGUGCUAGCACAAACGUUGCCUUUGCUACUAGUUACCACCCAGCUAUGCAUUAACGCUCGCCUGUUCAUGUUCAUGGAGUACAUUUACGUUCAAAUACUUUUCGCACUGUUGCCGACCGUUUGUGAUUUAAGUAAUAAACAUCGGUACCGCGACUAUACUCUGAACACAAUUGUGAUGGUGAACGCUGCUCUGUUGGGCUAUACCGGUAUUUAUACAGAAAAAUUUUGGUCAACUGGAUUGGCCGUUCUAUCGGUUUUGAACCACUUCAGUAUGAAGCAUAUUUGUGGAUGGUAUAAUGUGCCACGAACCGAUUUAGUGGUCGUCGGACUGUCCUUUUUUACAGUAUUCGCUGUAAAUUGUUUAAACGAAUGAUAUAUCGAACUAUCGGCAGCUAAUUUAUGUAUGUGCUGAGCAGUACAGUCAGGCUUUAUUUUGAGGAAAGCGAAUCGAAUAUCCUGAAAUUCCUACUUUCGUAAAUCUUCCAAAAUUUUCUAUUUUUUGAUGAAAGAUUUGGUUGGGUCCGGCUGGGACCAUCCAAAAAUGGCACAACCCAAGCACCUAAUAUAGUUAACAAAAAAUCCUUAAAAUAGGUUUGGACAUAACAUAAUUUACGUAAAUUACAACGGACAAAUUUACCGUACGACGAACAAGAAAAAUCGAUUCAUAGGGUAGAUGUAAUAGUCUGAACCAUAGAAUUUAAGAUUGAAGUGAUGUUAUUAGCGAUACGAUGAAAAUGUUUCAUUUCGUAAGGAUCCAAACGAAAUACUGAA
This is a messenger RNA of Bradysia coprophila, 1436 nucleotides long. RefSeq lists its product as uncharacterized. The record is from RefSeq and is a predicted model, not a curated record. Lineage: Eukaryota; Metazoa; Arthropoda; Insecta; Diptera; Sciaridae.